GGGCCCAAGAUUAAUGGAACGGCUAUAAAAUUACUUAUAAUUUUGUCAAAAUCGCGCCCAAACAGCCACUAAAGCACGUGCUUCACCAAAUUUAUUGCCCAGUCCACCGUGUAGUCAAUUGUCUCUUUUCUAUUUUAUUUUUAUUUUUUAACUCGGUGCUUUUGUAAAGCUAAUGCUAAAUUUGUGGGUUAAAUACCCUUAUAGUCAUUGAACUUUAGGGUGUGUUGCAAAAUAAAUCGUUAACUUCAAUUUUUGUUUUCUGUCCGUCCACACUAGUUGAUGAAUAACAGAUUUGUUUAUUUGAUUAACGGCUUGUCUACAUGGUUAUAUUUGAAUUUGAUGUUAAAACAUUGCGCCAUAGCAGAUGACUUCCCUCGUAAGAAAAUUCUGCUUUCAUUAUUUUGCAAAUAUGCUAUCCCCAUUGACAAAAUGUAAUGUUGAGACUUUAGACACUUCCAAUAAGCAAUGAAUGUAGAUGAAAGGACGGAUGAGAAAUAAAAAACGAAGUUUCAUUAAUUGAAGCAAAAUUAAGUUAAAGUAUGAAAUUGAAAGUUUCGCUCAAGUUCAGGGACCAAAUCGAUUUUUCUUGUUAACCCCACGUGUUGUGUAAUAUAUAGUUGUGCUCCUUUUUCUUCGAUAUUGGGGAUAAUCAGUGGAAUUCAUUCCAAAAUUUUCUUGUGAAUUUGUUCAUCUUCUCCAUGGAUAAUACUCAACACCUUGUUUUCAUCCCGUGGCCGUUAAUGGGCCAUGUACAAAUAGUCGAAUUAGCAAAGAUAAUUGUCGAUCGUGAACCUGGGAUCUCUGUCACAGUCCUCCUUAUGCAGCUGCCGGCAUAUAAAGACACCGUGAGUAGCUCCUUUCUCAACUCUCUCCCCGCCACCGGAUCCACUAGCACCGCCUCCGCCGCCUCUCGUCUCAAUUUUUUGGAGCUUCCGCCGGCAAAUCCUACCGCAGAAUGGAGCUCAAAAACUCGAGGCUAUUUUGUCCAUAACCAUGUACAGAGCCAAAGAUCGAACGUAGAAGAUUUCGUCAAGUCCCACAAACCAAAUGUUGUUGGGUUUGUAGUUGACAUGUUGUGCACUGGCAUGAUUGAUGUUGCAGAGAAAUUCCAGCUCCCUAGCUACGUGUUUUUCACAUCUCCGGCGAGUUUUUUGGGUUCGAUGAUUCAUUUUCAGACCCUUCAAGAUGAGCAAAUGCAGGACGUGACUGAAUGGAAAAACUCGAAUUCCCUCGUGUUGAUCCCGACUUUUGAAAAUCCGGUUCCGGCUAAUGUUUUGUCUGAUGUAUUGGUGGACAAGGAUUUGUGGUUAGGCCGGUUUUUGGACUAUGCAAGGGGAUAUAGAAAGGCCAAAGCCAUUAUCGUCAAUACGUUUGAAGAGCUAGAAGCUUAUGCACUCAGCUCCUUCUCCCUCUCAGCAGCCUAUGGUAGAUCAAUAGUUCCUCCGGUUUACUCGGUCGGGCCGAUUCUAAACAGAACUCCACACCCGAAGGAUACAGAUGAUUGUAUAAUUAAAUGGCUCGAUGAGCAGACUUCAGGGUCGGUGCUGUUCCUUUGUUUUGGGAGCCAGGGCGGUCUGAGCAAAGACCAAGUUAAAGAGUUGUCUCGUGGGCUAGAGCGGAGUGGCUAUCGUUUCCUUUGGUCUCUUCGUCAGAUAUCAGCAAAUAACAAGGAUGCGGAGUUCCCGAGUGAAUAUUCGGAUUUCGGGGAAGUUUUAACCGAAGGGUUUCUUGCGCGGACGGCCGGGGUCGGGAAGGUAGUGGGGUGGGUGCCACAGGUGCGUGUGCUCUCGCAUCCCGCAGUGGGUGGGUUCGUCUCGCAUUGUGGAUGGAACUCCGUGUUGGAGAGUCUAUGGUAUGGGGUGCCCAUAGGCACUUGGCCAUUGCAUGCAGAACAAAAGAUGAAUGCUUUUCAACUUGUGAAGGAAUUGGGAUUGGGAGUUAAGAUUUGUUGGGAUGAUGAGCCUAUUGUUACAGCAGAAGAAAUAGAAAGAGGGUUACGGAAAUUGAUGGAGAGUGAGAGUGAAGCAAGAAAUAAGCUAAAAGAGAUGAAGGAGAAGAGUAGGAUGAGUAUGGAGCAAGAUGGAUCCUCGCAUAGGUCUCUUGGUCGACUCGUCCAAGACAUUUUGACUAUCGGUACAAGCUGUUAGGAAGAAUGAAUCCGGAUCCAACAGAAGCAAAAGAUCACCACAUUGAUAUCAGCUGAGUCAAGAUCAAAUGUCACUUAAACCGUCAAGUCAAGAUGGGAUAUAAAAAUUCAUAUUUAAGUCCGUGUGAGGAGGGUGUUAGUAUUUAACUCUUGUUUCUAGUAUUAAUAUAAAAUAAUAUAUAUAUGAUAAUAUAUUUAAUGUAUUGA
Molecule: messenger RNA, 2353 nt
Organism: Olea europaea var. sylvestris
Lineage: Eukaryota; Viridiplantae; Streptophyta; Magnoliopsida; Lamiales; Oleaceae
Product: anthocyanidin 3-O-glucosyltransferase 2-like
Exons: 1
Coding region: 699-2147 (482 amino acids)
Molecular function (GO): UDP-glycosyltransferase activity
Source: RefSeq, a predicted model, not a curated record